Molecule: messenger RNA, 1341 nt
Organism: Schistocerca americana (American grasshopper)
Lineage: Eukaryota; Metazoa; Arthropoda; Insecta; Orthoptera; Acrididae
Product: elastin-like
Exons: 1
Coding region: 1-1341 (446 amino acids)
Source: RefSeq, a predicted model, not a curated record
AUGGGCACAGGCCUGCCUUACCAAGAGGUGUCACCAGGAGUAGCAGCAGUGGGCGCAGGCGUGCCUUACCAAGGGGUGUCACAAGGAGUAGCAGCAGUGGGCACAGGUCUGCCUUACCAAGAGUUGUCACCAGGAGUAGCAGCAGUGGGCACAGGCCUGCCUUACCAAGAGGUGUCACCAGGAGUAGCAGCAGUGGGCACAGGCCUGCCUUACCAAGAGGUGUCACCAGGAGUAGCAGCAGUGGGCACAGGCCUGCCUUACCAAGAGGUGUCACCAGGAGUAGCAGCAGUGGGCGCAGGCCUGCCUUACCAAGAGGUGUCACAAGGAGUAGCAGCAGUGGGCGCAGGCCUACCUUACCAAGAGGUGUCACCAGGAGUAGCAGCAGUGGGCACAGGCCUGCCUUACCAAGAGGUGUCACCAGGAGUAGCAGCAGUGGGCACAGGCCUGCCUUACCAAGAGGUGUCACCAGGAGUAGCAGCAGUGGGCACAGGCCUGCCUUACCAAGAGGUGUCACCAGGAGUAGCAGCAGUGGGCGCAGGCCUGCCUUACCAAGAGGUGUCACAAGGAGUAGCAGCAGUGGGCGCAGGCCUGCCUUACCAAGAGGUGUCACCAGGAGUAGCAGCAGUGGGCACAGGCCUGCCUUACCAAGAGGUGUCACCAGGAGUAGCAGCAGUGGGCACAGGCCUGCCUUACCAAGAGGUGUCACCAGGAGUAGCCGCAGUGGGCACAGGCCUGCCUUACCAAGAGGUGUCACCAGGAGUAGCAGCAGUGGGCACAGGCCUGACUUACCAAGAGGUGUCACCAGGAGUAGCAGCAGUGGGCACAGGCCUGCCUUACCAAGAGGUGUCACCAGGAGUAGCAGUCGUGGGCAUAGGCCUGCCUUACGAAGGGGUGUCACCAGGAGUAGCAGCAAUGGGCAGAGACCCACCUUACCAAGAGGUGACACCAGGAGUAGCAGCAGUGGGCACAGGCCUGCCUUACCAAGAGGUGUCACAAGGAGUAGCAGCAGUGGGCACAGGCCUGCCUUACCAAGAGUUGUCACCAGGAGUAGCAGCAGUGGGUGCAGGCCUGCCUUACCAAGAGGUGUCACCAGGAGUAGUAGCAGUGGGCGCAGGCCUGCCUUAUGAAGGGGUGUCACCAGGAGUAGCAGCAAUGGGCAGAGACCCACCUUACCAAGAGGUGUCACCAGGAGAUGCAGCAGUGUGCAAAGGCUCACUGUACCAAGAUGCGUCACCAGAAAUAGCAGCAGUGGUUAAAGGCCCACCUGGCCAAGAGGCCUCGCCAGGAGUAUCAGAAGUGGGCAAAUUCUCAUAUUACCAAGGCAAGACUGCAAGCGGUUAG